Messenger RNA from Branchiostoma floridae (Florida lancelet), 3136 nucleotides. Its product is annotated as aspartate aminotransferase-like. Gene Ontology annotation, biological process: biosynthetic process. The transcript is spliced from 14 exons. Gene Ontology annotation, molecular function: catalytic activity; pyridoxal phosphate binding. The record is from RefSeq and is a predicted model, not a curated record. NCBI's taxonomy places the organism in Eukaryota, Metazoa, Chordata, Leptocardii, Amphioxiformes, Branchiostomatidae. Bases 186 to 1496 code for a protein of 436 amino acids.
GCAAAUUAAGUAGGCGUUCCCCCAACCCUGGCCGCUGAUUGGUCAGUCUUUGUUUACAUGGUGGGUCUGGCGAGUGUCGUCAUCGCUCUCAAUGUGCGUGUUUGUGUAAUAAUUUUGACAUACCGGCGGCAUCGAGACGGCUUCUACACCGAGAUUAUCCCAGGGAAGGACCUGAUUGGUUGAAAAUGGAGUCGGAUUAUUCCUCGCUGCUGCGGCCUGACCUGGCCAACUACUGCCCCGCCUCCAAUCUCAUGCUCAACGAGAAAAUACGCAACCUACGCAAGGCUGGAGAAAAGGUGUACCACCUGGCGUUUGGGCAGUCCCCGUUCCCCAUAUACGAAGGAGCAACCAAAGCGCUGUGUCAGCAUGCGGGGGAGAACGCAUACCUACCCGUGGCUGGUAUACCGGAGCUUCGCCAGUCCAUCUGUGAUUUCCACUGUAAGACAGAUGACCUACAGGACCUUGACCCCGAGCAGGUCGUGGUGGGGCCAGGCUCCAAGGAGCUCAUCUACCUGCUGCUGGAGGUCUUCAAUGGAGAUGUCCUCCUGUUGUCUCCUUGCUGGACCACCUACAAGCCCCAGUGUCACCUGACCAGACACAACGUUGUCGUCAUGCCGACCACCAUGGAGGACGAGUGGAGGCUGACACCUGACCUGUUGGAGGAGACACUUCGGACAAAUGAUCUCCACAGGAACAAGCUGCUGAUCCUCUGCAACCCUGACAAUCCCACCGGGACGUGCUACAGCCAACACCAGCUGAAACAGCUCAGUUCCACGUUGAGGAAACACGGUAUCGUGGUGUUGAGCGAUGAGAUCUACGCCAGGUUGCACUACACCGACAACCAUGAGACCAUCGCCAAGUACUACCCGGAAGGAACCAUCCUGUGUUCGGGGCUGUCCAAAUGGGCCAGUGCUGGGGGAUGGAGGCUUGGGUACUGUGUCUACCCCCGAGAGUUGGAUCCACUGAGGUGUGCAGUGAAGAGUGCAGCCAGUCACACCUACUCUUGUGCCUCUGCGCCUAUACAGUAUGCUGCUGUGACCUUGUUUAACUACAGUGAUGAAGUACAGGAGUACCGGGCACACUGUUCACGUAUCCUGCAGGCCGUGGGGACAUACAGCUGUAAGGAACUCAGGGCUGUAGGGGUGAAGGUGGUACAGCCAACGUCUGGGUACUACAUACUGCCCAACUUUGAGGUGUUGCGGAAGUCACUGUCCAAGCGAGGCAUCACCACCUGCACACAGAUGUGUGAGGCACUGUUCGAGGAGGCCAGGGUUGCGCUGAUGGCCGGCGGCCCAGCCUUCCUGCGACCCCUGAAUGAGUUCACCACCAGACUCUGCGUCAUCGACUUCGAUGGGAGCCAUGCUCUGAAGGCGAGUAAGAAGCUUGGCCUGGACGUGCCCCUGUCAGAAGAGUUUGUGAAGGAGUACUGUGGACAAACCUAUGAUGGCAUCCAGGUAAGACACAAGACCUGUGCUAAAGCUCUACCUUGUGUUUAGACCUUAAAUCCAACCAAAACUUGUUGUUGUAUUGAUCUAACAUUAUACAGUGAUCCUUCAGAGCUUGUGGUCUAGUGCCAUCAUCUCAGUCAUAGUUUGUAAUCCAAGUUUUUGUCACCAUAGUUUAGUCUGUAUUACUGCUUGAGGUGGACUACUGGGUCACUUCCUUUAUGACCUCCAGUUGGCAGCAAGACUGACCUCUUAUACAGGCUUUUGGAAAAUUUGAUUUUUUGUUGCUGAAAUGUUGAAAAAUGCAGAGCUGGAAGAUCAUCAUAAAAACAGAGCCUUAGAAAAAAUGUCUACUAAAAAAUGGUACGCACAGUUUCAGGGAGGGAAGUUCAAUGUAGUCAGGUCCAAGAUUUCCUCCCAGCCCUCUGUUUUCAAUCCUGUGGCCUUGCUGAAGUUUACUUUGAAGUAAUAAUAUAAUCCAGAAAUCAAGGGAAUAAAAUUGGCGUGGCAGAGCAUGUCAUUGGUUAUUGAAAGAUCUAAGAAUUUUCUUUUCUUCUGAUCCUUUUUAAGUGUUGUGUUGAUUUUCCUUCCCAGGCACUGAAGAGGUGGGUCCAGACACAACUGGAAGCUGAGUAAAAGAGGAGGUCUGAGAAACAAGCUUGAUGUGACAGAGGGGAGGUUAUUCCCAGAGGACCCAGAAAACAGGAGGAGGAGAAGAAAUUGUUGUUUUGAAUGUGCUUUGUGCUUACAAUGUUAAAGGCUGUAACAGUUACAGUGUUGGAAUAACAGUCAGUAGUUUCUAUUUGUUGCACUGUACUGUCAAGCAUGUCUCUUUCGACCAUGUUAAGACUAGAGAUUGAAUGAAAAUGGUCACAGUAAAAUGGUGGUACAUGCUUGAGACAUGUAAUUUUGAAAGUGGGGAAAAUUGUCAAAGGGAUCACCAGAAAUUGUCCUUAAGUAGAGGCCAGCUGGUCCAUAAUGUAGAAAUGGUCAUGGGUAAUGUAGUAUGGUAGGGUUGACUGUACUUUGAAAAUGUUGUAUCAGUAGUUACACAAAUUCUCAGGAAAUUAUACAGACACAUAUAAGUCAAAUGGAAGUUACAGAGUUUACACGCAUUUUCAAGCUGCUGUAUUCAUGUGUAGGUAAGGAGUUAAAAAAUGGACAGAUUUCUGAUGUUACAUUACUCAAUGAUUUUAUAGAUUAAACAUCAAUUUGGAAGGGCUGUAAUAAUGUAAGAAUGCUACACAUUAUGUAUAUUUUUGUAAUUUGUCACCUCCACUGUUCACUUUACAUCCCUUGCAAAUGUAAUGAUUGUUGUCAUAUUCUGUUCCUGUGUUACAAACGUGUGUGGCUGUAGGACCACACAUUUGAACAAUGUUGCACUUAAUUUUUUAUAAUAACCUGCACAUCAACUUUAAAGUUGCACCUUGUUUUUGUACAAUUUCUAUACAAUUAUAUCAAUUUUUUAUCCAAUAUGAGAUUAUGUCACAUUCUAAUGCAAACACUGGUGCACAAUGUCAUGAAUAUGAAGUAUUACAAAAUGAGUCUUUUUUGCCCCCCAAAAAACAUUUUUGUGCAAUUUACCAUUUUAAGAAAUUAUCAUAUUUCUGGUCUCAGUCCAUCAACUGAUCUUGGAAGCAAGUAAUUUGACAUGUCUGCCAUAUGAUAGAAAUAAAAAUAUCACACACCUC